Nematostella vectensis (starlet sea anemone) is the source of this 5106-nucleotide messenger RNA. RefSeq names its product DNA polymerase iota. Bases 104 to 2518 code for a protein of 804 amino acids. Gene Ontology annotation, molecular function: DNA-directed DNA polymerase activity; damaged DNA binding. The transcript is spliced from 3 exons. Gene Ontology annotation, biological process: translesion synthesis. The record is from RefSeq and is a predicted model, not a curated record. Lineage: Eukaryota; Metazoa; Cnidaria; Anthozoa; Actiniaria; Edwardsiidae.
GGACUCGGCCUCAGUCUACGUCCGUGGGAAAUUGCAUCCCAUAUUUUGAUUUGCAGUAGAUUCACCUUGAUAAACUCAGAAUCUUUCCCUUCAAAUCGGGCAGAUGUAUGGAUACCAAGAAAACCAUCUUCCCCCAAACAGUGAUGGCGAGUGCGAAGUUGAUGAUUCCGAAGAGGAAUGGCAAAAAUGGCGAGUAAGACCCGUGUCUUUGACAGGCGCGCAAUUACCGCCGCUCAAGAGACAAAAACUAGACUCCUUCCUUUCAACUUCGCUCAACGAAACUUCAAACGACCCUAGCACUGACAAACUCGGCACGAGCAAGCAUAACAGAGUGAUUGUGCACAUAGACAUUGACUGCUUCUAUGCACAGGUUGAAAUGAUAAGAAACCCGUGUCUCAGAGAUCGGCCUGUGGGUGUCUCGCAAAAACACAUUCUCGUUACUUGUAAUUACGUGGCACGGGCCAUGGGACUUAAAAAGCUUAUAUCCUUAGCAGAAGCUAAAAAGAAAUGCCCCGAUCUAGUCAUUAUAAACGGAGAGGACUUGACGAAGUAUAGAGAAUUCUCAAGUAGGGUGACAAAGUUGUUGAGACGGUUUGCACUGCGGGUGGAAAGACUUGGUCUAGACGAGAAUUAUGUUGAUGUCAGUGAAUUGGUGCAAGAGAGAAUGAAGCAUGCGCCCCGUGGAUCUUAUAUAGCUGUUGGUUGUAUCUAUGGUGACAACAUUUUGAAAGGAAGCUCUAAUGAGGUUUGUCCCUGUGGGUGCCAUGAGAGACUGACUGUUGGAUCAGUGAUUGCUUCUGAGCUGCGGAAAGCAAUUUUCGAUGAGAUAGGUUUGACUACCUGCGCAGGCAUUGCUCACAACAAAUUGCUGGCAAAGAUAGCGGGGGAGCAGAACAAGCCAAAUAAACAGACCCUACUGUACACAGAGAGAGUGGAAGGACUGAUGGGACUCCUGCCAGUCAGGAAAGUACCAGGUAUUGGACGCAGUACGUGUGCCCGGCUAGGCAGCCUUGGGAUCACAACUAUUGCAGAGCUUCAAGAAUGCUCCAAGAAGGCCCUCCUGAAUGAAUUUAACUCCCAGGAAGUUAGAAUCCUACAUGCACUAAGCCACGGGGCGGAUGACUCCCAGGUCAGCACAGAUUCCAUGCCGAAAUCUAUCAGCGAGGAAGACUCCUACAGCAACUUGUGCUCACUAGAGUCUGUGAAAACAAACCUAAGGGUUCUUAUUGGUAAUCUUAUCCCAAGAAUUACGGAAGAUACAGGACAUCCUCAGACGGUGCGACUGGCAAUAAGGCGAGGUGGGCAAGCGCCCGGAGUCUACAAGAAGGAAAGCAGACAGUGUCCUGUCCCGGAUAGGUUUGCAAUGAAUACGCCGAACUCUUCUGAAAAGAUAAAUGUGCUCUUUGGAACUGUAUUUGGAUUGUUUCAUAAGCUGGUUGAUGUCAGUAAAUCCUUCCAAGUAAGAGUUCUUAAUGUGUGUUUGUCAAAUUUUCAAAGACGUCCUGAGCGAAAGACGAUUACAAAUUUUUUCCAGGGAGAGAAGGGAAAUGCUCUUGGCCAGAAUUAUUUCACUAGCUUAGAAGAUGCUUCUAAACCCGACAGUGACAAUAAGCCCAAGUCUUGUGACAUUCAUCUUACAUCUGAAACGAACCAUAGCGAAUCAUCAUCCGGCCUCCACUUGCUGCCACCAACAGCGACAAACUCAAACAUUUCACACAAUUCCAAGAAACCCGAAUUUUCUAACAAAUCAUCAGUAGAUGUAUUCAGAUCCUCUGAAUUGUCAGGCAAAACAACAAAGUCCAUUGGAACGACUGACAUUAUCUCACACUCAAAGUUUGUCAACAAUUCCAAGAAAAGUUCAGUUUUCGAAGACUCCGCAUCAUCGUCUAUUGUGUCGAAGAGAUCAAGUAGAACAGGUCAGGCUGGGUCGGCAUCUUUUUGUGAUUCUCAAUACUUAUCAAGGAGUAAUGUUAAAUCUGAUGCGAGCGACCGACACUCAGUUUUGUCUAAGACAACGACACUUCUAGCAAGUGACUUUGUGAGCCAUCAAAACCUUAGUUCUAGAAAACCAGUUCUAGAAUGUGGCUUUGUGAUUCCUAAAGGAGUGAAAGAUCAUAAUUUAAGUUAUACUAAGAAAAAUUCCGUUCUAGAAAUUAACGCAUUGAUCCAUCAAGGUACGAGAGACGAGAAUUCAAGUUCUAAGAAAACUUCGGCCUUUGGGAAAGACUCAAUGAUCCCUGAAGGUGCGAGAAACCAGGAUUCAAGUAGUUCUAAUCAGUCUUCUGUUCUAAGAUGUGACCUAGUGAUUCCUGAAGGUGUGGACAGUAGUGUAUUUGAAUGUCUUCCUCAUGAUGUCCAAAUGGAGUUUUACGAGCAAUGGAAGAGGGACGCCCAAUAUCAGGCCAGCAGGACGGACAAGAAGCCACAGGGGCUCCGCAAGACCGAUAAGAAGCCACAGGGGCUCCGCAAGACCGAUAAGAAGCCAAAGGGGCUCCUCAGGUAUUUCUUGAAGAGUUAACAAUCCUAGGAUGUAUGGAAGUGAGUAGAGUAGAGAGAAUAGUUUAGUUCAUGUUAAAUGGAUAGACUUUGGGGGGUGGGCAGGGGCAUCCCUUCGCCGUUUUCAACUUGAAGCCCAAUUCCCGAAUUAUGAUACGUGGGCGGUACGUAAACUUAUGGACCCGAAUAUUUUUCUAUCCAUUUUCGUAUAUUGCCUGAGAGCGAGAAAAAUCUAAUCUUACAAUGUUGCUUUGUUUCUGAGGGACCGUACAGGAUGUGUUUCCCACUGAUCAACCAAUGUAGCACCGUGGCUGUGAUUUCAGACUAUAAAAUUGUAAUUGUAUAAUUCAAGUAUACUAUAAAGAACAAAAAUAAAAAGGCGUGUUAAUUUUUAUAAUUCAUUCAUGAGUUUUAAACAUUUCAAAAGAGAUCACAACAACACAAGCUUCUGAUAACUGUUUUUGGGGUUCUUAGAAGUUUUUUUUCCUUUUUGAUGACCGAGCAUGUUUGCUGAAUGAUGUUUUGCUUUCAUAAAAAGUAAGGUAUACAUAUAUAUAUUUUCUGUAAGCUGCUUUUAAUUAUUUUUCAUGGGAAUGAAUGCAUCAAGAUUAGACUAAAGGUUAUGGGGUCGAAAUAAUUUUUCUCAACUGGGAAAAAAUUAUAAUGGAUUGGGGAGGGCAAUGUUUUGUUAAAAAAAAACCCUUCGUUAUAAGAUAUGGCUGUCGAACACUACUAUGUAAGCCUUGAACCCGAAAAAUCUUAUUGGGAUGUGAAAGAAGAUACUAAAAGCUUUAAAUUUAGGUGCCUGAGUCUUUGUUUAAAGUAAAAGGAAAAGAUUUCAACCGUGAAAAGUCUGUUAUAAAACACUAGCAACCGGGCGCGUUGGUUAAAUGGACGUUUGCCGUAAAAUAAAUUUCAAAUAAUUUAAUGUGUCAUUAAUUUUUUAAUAUUCACAUUUACAGAAUUGGUCUCUGUUAAAUUUAGUGUGCCAAGUUUAAAUCUGAUUUGAUCUAACAGAGGAAAUACAGGAAACAGGCAAAUUUUUGUUGUACGAAUAGUUUUGACAAUCUCUGCGGCAAACAGAACGAACGAAAGCUUUCUGACGACAAUCACACUUCUCCAUGCCAGAUUCAAGAGAGUCGAUAUUUAUUAACCGAUACUUCAUCGAAAGUCAUCGUCUUUCAGUUUCCCAUUCAGAGUUGAAAACAACACUCCGAAUGCUUUCGCCUUUUACAAGUUCACCUUCCUUAAGGGCAAUGAGUUCACCUUAGAAGACUAAAUUAAUAUUCGUCUAUUUUCACAGUGUUUUAUAGUACUAUAACUGGUACAAGCUUUGGCUUUGUUGUAGCAUGUUCGACGAAUGAAGGAAAUUGGAAAAUUAUUUUUCUGUACGCGCGCGUUCCCGCUUUGGUGCUAUUCAAUUUUCGGCCAAUCAGAGAGCGAGGCACCGACAUUCGAAAAUCCACAGGAAUCCCAUCGUGACCACAGGAACUUUAUCGUAUAGCUAUACCACUUUUCUUUGGCUAUGGUGCUCCGCUAAAAGAUACAAUCGAAAUAAUGGAACUGGAUGAACGGAGGAAAGCAAAUAGUAAGAAAAGUAGAUAACCAAAUUAAACCCUUUCCCAAGAACAUAACUCCCUUAAAUGAUACAAAAAAUUCAAAAAUGAUCGAUUUUUUAUAAUAUUCUUUGACCAAGGAGUAGGGCUACUAAAUUCCAGUAACCUGAACCCUUGACAAAAAUGUUGUCACCAAUGUCGGUUUUUCAACAUGAACCCCAUACUAGCAAUGCUGUCAACGUUUCGCGCAGCUAACUGCAGACAGACAAUGCAACAAACGACUUCGCAGCACAACAGCGAUUUUUACUGCUUUUGAAACAAUACCAGCGCUGUUUGUACAGGGCUUCGUGGUUGUGUCAUGGAAAAGCAGGGACUGGGCUCUAGACAUAGUAGCACGUGCUUGAUUACGUCCUUUCCCCUCUUGGGCACAAAAUGAGGACUUGAAGUGUUUUCUUCGUCGUUUUCGCCUUUUAAUGACCUCGUACGUCACGUAAAGUGCCGUGAAUCUUAUCUAAGAUAUCCCGAGUAUUAGCGGCAUCUUCUCUCAAGAACUCAUUAAUGCUGCUUUCAAGAAGCUAUACAUAUAAGCCUUGUUUUGAAUGCACAGUCAUGAGAAAAUUGGCCCCACGCCGUCUGUUAUUGUUGGUGUAAAAGCCCAUUUGAUCUAAAGGGACUCGCUUCUGAAGUGUAUGCUGCUUAAAUGUAUCGUUAAAUGUCUUUGCAUUUUUCCGCGAUCGAUACAAGUCACUUAGAAACACAAAACCAGCCAAGUCUCUCUUAAUACUACUUUUCUUGAUGAAGUAGAAAAUGGUUAUCGUCUUCUAAAUAACAAAUUAGAAAUGUUUUAGGGAUAUUACGAGAUUUGGAUCAUUCUUAGACCUAAAACUAGUUAAAAUGAUAAUAAAAAUUUAAUAAAACGUUGCAGGCUAUCUCUUAUUACGAUAGUGAUAAAGAUAUGUUGUUUCUAGGUGAAGAUCAUAAAAUUUGCGAAUUGAAGUCUUAUCUUUUCGGUAGCCUAAGGCGAAAAUGACCACUUCUAUGAUACUGAGCUCGG